Sclerotinia borealis F-4128 is the source of this 396-nucleotide messenger RNA. The record is from the annotation of a GenBank genome assembly. NCBI's taxonomy places the organism in Eukaryota, Fungi, Ascomycota, Leotiomycetes, Helotiales, Sclerotiniaceae.
AUGCCUUCUUCAUCCAACUCUUCGGGUACACAGCGCCCAAGCAAAUUUAAAGAGCACAUCAACGAUGAAACGCAAGAUAAAAUCGACGAGGCAACCUUUCUCCAGCAGAAGUAUCCGAAACAAUGGAAAAGGCUGGACUGGGAAGCUCGGGGGAAAGAUGAAAACGAAGAGUACUGCGAUGAGGAUGUUGAAGACGACGCCCAAAGUAUCCAUGUUAGUUGGCAUGAAAAUACCACAACGGGAUCUAGCAAAAAUGGAGGCAGAAAUGGGGAACGCCCUAAAUCUCCCAUAUUGAAGACUCGAAAAGUCAAAGUGGCGCAACGCCUUGCUGUUGCAAAAAAGAUGUUGUGUUUCGGCUCGGUCACUCCUGAGGAGGAAGAUUUUGGUGAGGAAUGA